CUAGAACACCACUUCUUUUAUCUUAUAUUGGUUUCAUCACCGAAAAUAAAAAAAAAAUAAUCAGUUCCAUUAGUUUAGGUAUCCCACAUCAUCGUAUUUGAUGACUUUUCCAAGAUUCUUUUCAGCUCAUUACUUAAUUAAUUAAUUACUGCUUUUCCUUUUUGGAAGAAUACAUUUUUGGUUCAAAAAAAAAAAAAAACCAACAAAAUCCAGAGUCCUAGUAGUAUUAGUAGUGGAUCUCCCCCCUAGUUUUUUCCUUGAACACUCCACUCUCCCUUGGCCUAUAGGCUUCUUCAACUUCCAUUAUUUUGCUGCAAAAAUUUUCCUUCACCCAAAAGGCCAGAUUUUUUCUGGGUUUGACUUUGUGGGUUUCUCCUGUUUGUGAAGAUGGCUCUCCUUUCAGAUCUCAUUAACCUGAAUCUCUCUGAUACCACUGAGAAGAUCAUUGCUGAAUACGUAUGGAUCGGUGGAACUGGGAUGGAUCUUAGAAGCAAAGCCAGGACUCUGUCUGGCCCAGUCAGUGAUCCUGCUAAGCUUCCAAAGUGGAACUAUGAUGGUUCAAGCACUCUCCAAGCCCCUGGUGAAGACAGUGAAGUCAUCUUAUAUCCUCAGGCAAUAUUCAAGGAUCCAUUCAGGAGAGGCAAUAAUAUUCUGGUGAUGUGUGAUGCUUAUACUCCUGCUGGAGAGCCUAUUCCGACAAACAAGCGGUACAAUGCUGCAAAGAUAUUCAGCGACCCUGCGGUGGCUUCUGAGGAGCCCUGGUAUGGUAUUGAGCAAGAGUAUACAUUGCUUCAGAAGGAAGUGAAGUGGCCCCUUGGAUGGCCAAUUGGAGGAUUUCCAGGACCACAGGGGCCAUACUAUUGCGGUAUUGGAGCCGACAAGGCAUUUGGUCGUGACAUCGUUGACUCCCAUUACAAAGCUUGUCUGUAUGCUGGUAUUAACAUUAGUGGAAUCAAUGGCGAAGUUAUGCCUGGCCAGUGGGAAUUCCAAGUUGGUCCUGCUGUUGGUAUCUCUGCUGGAGAUGAGGUUUGGAUGGCUCGUUACAUUCUCGAGAGGAUAACAGAAAUUGCUGGAGUAGUUGUUUCCUUUGACCCCAAACCAAUUGAUGUGAGAUUUCUUUUCUCCUCUGUGGCUACUUCUUCCCUUCGGGAUUUUUCUUAAAAGCUUUAAUGUUGCUUCUUAGUUGUCACUUUACCUUGUUCUUCAAGUUUUCUGAUUUUAUUUUUCCCUGCAGGGUGACUGGAAUGGAGCUGGUGCUCAUACCAAUUACAGGUUCAUUACUGCUGUCCUUGACCUUUUAAGGACUUUCUGUCGGAAGAUAAUCUUUAUUUUCUAUGCAUGUGGAUGCUUGAAUUAACAUUCUUAGUUAUAGUCUUCUAACUUUCGGCUUUAUUUUGAUGUUGAUAUAGCACCAAGUCUAUGAGGAGCGAUGGAGGAUAUAAUGUGAUAACAAGUGCUAUUGAAAAGCUCAAGUUGAAGCACAAGGAACACAUUGCCGCAUAUGGAGAAGGCAAUGAAAGACGGCUCACUGGGAAGCAUGAAACAGCAUCAAUUCACAACUUCUCAUGGGUAAAUUCCUGUUCACUUUCUUUCUCUAAUUCGAGGUUGACUUAGCUGUGAACUACACAGACUACUAAUCUUUGUUGUCUUUGGAUAUUUGUAGUUUUAGUGAUACACGGGUUCGUCCUGUAUAAUACGUGAAUAUGCAUUUUUAAUGAAAUGAUUUGAACAACCAAACUGGUUUUUUUGUACUGAUGCUCUUUUCUGGACUUCGAUACUGGUUUGCAGGGCGUAGCCAAUCGUGGCGCCUCCGUGAGGGUUGGCAGGGAAACAGAGCAGAAUGGCAAGGGUUAUUUCGAGGACAGGAGGCCGGCUUCAAACAUGGAUCCAUACGUGGUCACUUCCAUGAUCGCCGAGACCACCAUCCUCUGGAAGCCAUGAGCUUGUUGUGGUCAUUUGCAUUCUUCAACCUGAUGGGGAAUCAUCUAAGUGAUUCUUUAUUGUCAUCAUGGUUUUAUUUCUUUCAACAGAAAAAAAUACUCUGGCAUGGAACAGAGUAAUUUAUGUAGUAGUUUUAAAAAGUCAGGAUGGUUUGCAUUUGGGUUGUUUAUAUGACUGCACCUUCUUCUUUUAAUAAAAUCUGCCUUUCUAGUUUCUCAUGAAAACCAUUGAUCUUGUCUUUGUGAAAGUUGCCAGUUUCAUUGGCACUGAACAUCAGUCCUCAAAGAAUCAAAAAUAGAUUGAGGAUGGUUGAAUGUUAGGCACAUAUUGAAUGGAGGAUUUAGCAUAAACACCUUAAAAAUGGGUCCAAGAUGUGACCUUUAUUAAUUAAUUAAGUAAUCAAAAGAGCUCCCUUUUUGUUGUUCUACCAUCCAUGUGGUUGGUGGCUUUGGUGUAAUCAAUCCACAACAUGGUUGCGUCCUUCUAUGCCCUCUGAUCAGUUCUGCUGAUGCUGUCUGAAACUGCAACGGAUAAGACCAUGGAAUAUUCAAUAUGAAUGUAAUAUUCUCAGGCUCAAGAUACUUCCAACUCCAGUAUAACAGUACGAAGGAGCUUUUUUUUUUUUUUUUUUU
Oldenlandia corymbosa var. corymbosa is the source of this 2573-nucleotide messenger RNA. Lineage: Eukaryota; Viridiplantae; Streptophyta; Magnoliopsida; Gentianales; Rubiaceae. The record is from the annotation of a GenBank genome assembly.